AUGGAGAAGUCCAAGAACUUCAGGAUCGACGCUCUGUUAGCCGAAGAGCCUGCCCGGGCGGUGCCGAGCUCUUCUCCUCCAGUGCUGAGUCCCAACUCGAUGCCCGAGAGUUCAGCGGGGAGCCCGGGCUCCUGUAUCCGCACCGACACACCGUCUCCCCGGGGAACGGUGGGCGCCGUGUCGCUGGCUAGCGGGAUCAUCCCCAAGCCUGGUCUACUCAACCUGCAGCCCCCAGCACUUGGCUCUCUGUCCCACUCCGCUUUGCCCGCCAUGUACGGGCAUCCCGUCUACACCUAUCCGGCAUUGGGAGCCCACCACCCAGCUCUGUCGUACGGGCCUUUCCCGCAGCUCGCUCAGCCACACCCCGAGCACCUCAAGGCAGCCGCCGCCGCCGCGGGCUCUUUCCAGCUCGAUCACUGGCUCCGGGCUCAAGCCGCCGGCAUGAUGAUACCUAGGCUACCCGACUACAACAGCCAGCCUCAGUCAGGUCUGAUGGGGAAAUGUCGGCGACCACGGACGGCCUUUACCAGCCAGCAGCUCCUAGAGUUAGAGAACCAGUUCAAGCUCAACAAGUACCUCUCCAGGCCAAAGCGCUUUGAGGUCGCCACGUCCCUCAUGCUGACAGAGACCCAGGUGAAGAUUUGGUUCCAGAACCGACGGAUGAAAUGGAAGCGGAGUCGGAAAGCCAAGGAACAGGCAGCUCAGGAGGCCGAGAAACAGCGAGGUGGCAAGUACUUGGAGAAAGCAGUUGGGGGCGAAAGCAGAUCAGAGCCAGAAGGUGUGGAUUUCAGCACCCACACCACAACGUUUCUCCAGUGCAACACAGAACUGGGCUACACGUCAAACAGUUCCUGCUCAGAAGAUGAAAUGACCCGGAAGGAAGUGAAAAUUGCCCCAGCUUUGUGA
Hypanus sabinus (Atlantic stingray) is the source of this 906-nucleotide messenger RNA. Its product is annotated as motor neuron and pancreas homeobox protein 1-like. Gene Ontology annotation, molecular function: sequence-specific double-stranded DNA binding; DNA-binding transcription factor activity, RNA polymerase II-specific. The transcript is spliced from 3 exons. Lineage: Eukaryota; Metazoa; Chordata; Chondrichthyes; Myliobatiformes; Dasyatidae. The record is from RefSeq and is a predicted model, not a curated record. Gene Ontology annotation, cellular component: nucleus. The coding region runs from base 1 to 906 and encodes 301 amino acids. Gene Ontology annotation, biological process: neuron projection morphogenesis; regulation of DNA-templated transcription; central nervous system development.